This is a messenger RNA of Myotis davidii, 1966 nucleotides long. Its product is annotated as contactin-6-like. The coding region runs from base 1 to 726 and encodes 241 amino acids. The transcript is spliced from 6 exons. NCBI's taxonomy places the organism in Eukaryota, Metazoa, Chordata, Mammalia, Chiroptera, Vespertilionidae. The record is from RefSeq and is a predicted model, not a curated record.
AUGCCCUUCAUUACGUGUGACGGUCCUUUCAGCCGCCCCGUCUUCACGCAGGAGCCCCAGGACGUCACGUUCCCUUUGGCUUCGUCACAGUCGGAAGUCACCCUGAGCUGCGCCGCGAACGGUCACCCUCCACCCCAUUACAGGUGGAGGCAAAAUGGCACAGACCUGGAUUUCUCCUCGAGUUCGCACCACCGAUUGGACGGAGGCAACUUGGCGAUCAGCAGCCCGCGCUGGGACCAGGACAUGGGCACUUACCAGUGCCUGGCCACCAACCCACUGGGCACGGCUCUGAGUCGGAAGGCGAAGCUCCAGUUUGCAUAUAUUGAAGACUUUGAGACCAAAACGAGAAGCGCGGUGUCCGUCCGAGAAGGUCAAGGCGUGGUGCUCCUCUGCGGGCCACCACCACACUUUGGAGAUUUAUCUUACGCUUGGACCUUCAACGAUAACCCUUUGCACGUCCAGGAGGACAGCAGGCGGUUUGUUUCUCAAGAGACAGGCAACCUGUACAUCGCCAAAGUGGAGCCGUCCGAUGUGGGCAACUACACCUGCUUCGUAACAAACAGGGAAGCGCGGAGAAGCGUCCGAGGCCCACCCACGCCCCUGGUGCAGCGGCCUGAUGGUGUGAUGGGGGAAUAUGAACCAAAGAUCGAAGUGCGUUUUCCUGACACUAUACAAGCCACAAAGGAUUCGUCUGUAAAACUGGAAUGCUUUGCCCUUGGAAAGUAAGGUUGUUUUGUUUUGUUUCCUGGUGUUUUAAUUAAAAAAAAAAACAAAAAACUUUUUGUUAUUCAAACAUUGCUCUAAGGUAAAUUACCAAACAGAUUUCAAAUGCUGGGGGAAUGAGAAAGUUUCUGAUUGGAAUUUAAGCAAAAUGCCGAAUACUCUGAAAAUGAUGGGGCUGCAGCUCUCCCCUAAAUCGCUGUUAUUUCUGCCAGUCUGACCCACUUCGGCAGCAGCUGCAGGAGGGUAAGUGCGCGGGUGUGUCACCAAGCCCUCCACACACCCUGCCUGCAUCCUGUCCCACAUCCACAGUCCGUGGGGUCGCCCUGCGUAAUUAACCAGCGAUCAUUAUAAAUGAAAAGCCUGCACUGUGGUUCCCAAAAUAAGAUGAAUUAAGGGCCAUUGUUCACGGUGGACAAUUAGAUUGAGUCACACCUGCGGCAGUGGGGGCGCUUUGUGAGACUCAGAUACCCGUGUAUCAGCCAAUAGGACUGGGAUGCUCCUAAGGCGGCCAAAGACUUGCUGUUUUGCACAUAACAUUCGGACAUCUCUUUACCUUUGGGGGAUGGGCCAACUUCAUUUUUAUGCCUGUGGACACCAGUAGCCCCAGAACAAAGGGGUAAACAGGGUAGAUUCGCCGUUUCUAAACAUGAGUGUGCAAUACACCGGGGACGUGGUUAGAGUGAGAUGUUGUAGGCGUCGGUCCCACGUCUCUGUCCCCAGGAGCUCCCAGGCAGGGCCACUCUUGUCCACAGACCACACUGGACAGGCUCAGGCUCUCACCGGCCAAGUGGGGGCACCCUCUGAAUGCAAUUGUACUGCGGUCUAUAACUGCCUAUUUGAGAAGAGGGUGGGUAAUACACGCAGGAAACACAGCCGUCUAUUGCUAAGGUGGUCAGCACAUUUAGCAAUGGUGCUUACCAGUCCGAACUGCGGGAAACACCACUUAAAGUGCCCAUCUUGUUCUUGGGUAAAUACAGUGAGCAACCCACACAGGGCUGGUUAAUAAAGCUGUUAGGUUCCUUUCUAUAUGUGGAAUUCUGUAGAUAUUUAAAGUUUUCAGUCUAUGUGUUUUUCAUGUAUUUAAAAGAUUCUAUUUUAUUUUUCCUCAGUACUGAUCCCAUAGUAUUAGUCUAAUGAUUAAUUCUUGAUUGAUUAAUUUAAGGAGGGAAAAAUGGGGACUUCAUGUCAGUGUUUGUUUCCCUGCCUUUUAAGAUAUUAUGGACUUUGACCAUUUUCAAGCUUU